GGACAAAUCUACCGUUAUCGUGCUUCGGAGAUCUCGCCAUCGGUAGUACCAAGGAUGGAGGGGUAAAAUGCUUUUUUUCAUAAAGCGUUAUGACGCCCUUUGUUGGAUGGGCAAGAGUCGCGUCAUUUCCAUACUUUGAUAUAUAACACUACUGUGGUUUCUUUGCCCUCAAUUAUAUUUUCAAUAUAGGACAGACUCGCACAAACAUUCAAUACCACUGUUUGCUGCUGUCAAUCAUCUAAUUCACCCCCAAACCUACACUCUCCACACCCAAUUUCACGAUGGCGCCAGCACUUACAGCCUCCGCACCUGCACCCCCUCAUACCCUCUCCUUUCCGUCUACCGCCCCCAAAUCCAUCUUCCCAGACGGCAUCAAGACUUCCGGCCAGCACCCUCCCCUCUACGACCUUCUCCAACCCUACUCCGCCUUCCCCAAGACUAUCACUGGUCCUACAGUCUGGGACGCCGCCGACUACGCCAACAACCCCGAACGCUGGACUCACCCCUUCUCUGCCUCCGAGAUCGCUGAAAUCAGCGCCGCCGCCGAUGCCUUCAUUGCCUCCGGUACCCCGUUGACCGGGAUCUCGCAGUCAAACUUCACACUCCCAGAGUUCAGCAAGUUUCUCACUAGCUUGAGGCACGAGCUGCUCAAUGGCAAAGGCUUCCUCCUUUUCAAAGGCUUCCCGGUGGACGAAUGGGGUCUCCGCAAGUCCGCGGUGGCGUAUAUGGGCCUAGGAACUUAUCUAGGUUACUUCGUGUCCCAGAACGGCCGCGGACAUGUUCUGGGCCACGUUAAAGACCUUGGCGAGGACAGCUCCAAGAUUGACAAAGUGCGUAUCUACCGCACGAACGCACGUCAAUUCUUCCAUGCCGACGACAGUGAUCUUGUGGGACUUCUCUGCGUAGCUAAGGCACUCGAGGGCGGGGAAAGUGAUCUGGUGAGUUCACAUCAUGUGUGGAAUGUUCUACAGCAGGAGCAUCCGGAUGUUGCGGAGGAGCUCGUGAAGCCACAAUGGUAUUUCGACCGCAAAGGGGAGACGAGUAAGGGAGAGGAAGAGUGGAUAAAAACGUCUGUCUUCUAUCUGGAGAAAGGGGAGAACCCAAGGGUGUAUUCCAAAUGGGAUCCCUACUACGUCAAGUCCCUCACUCGCUUCUCCGACGCCGGCAUCAUCCCCCCACUCUCGCCUGCCCAGCUGCGUGCCGCCCAGAUCCUUGAGGACACCUGCGUGCGUCUUAGCUUGCAUAUGAUUCUAGAUAUUGGCGAUAUUCAGUUCCUGUCCAACGAGCAUGUUCUUCACGCCAGGACUGCGUACAAGGACUACCCGCCACCAGCUCCCCGCCGUCACUUGAUGCGUCUAUGGUUGAGCACGCCGGAGUCAGAGGGCGGAUGGAAGCUACCAUUCCAUGAUAGUCAUGAGAAGAAGCGGGGGGGUAUCCAGGUGAACGAUACAGCUCCGGUGGCGCCGCAAGAUGCCGAGUAAGGCCUUAGAUCUUUUCUAUGGAUGUAAAUGCCCAAGAUGGAUGGGAAGGGGGGCAUGGAGUGGUGUUUGUUUCGAACUCCCAAAAUUCGAACCUUUUCUGGGCCUCUAGAACGGCACAGUGUAUUGUAGCAGUGGUGGUAUAUAUAGUAUUUAGAUUCUUGUUUCAUAC
Molecule: messenger RNA, 1650 nt
Organism: Mytilinidion resinicola
Lineage: Eukaryota; Fungi; Ascomycota; Dothideomycetes; Mytilinidiales; Mytilinidiaceae
Product: Clavaminate synthase-like protein
Exons: 2
Coding region: 282-1481 (399 amino acids)
Molecular function (GO): oxidoreductase activity
Source: RefSeq, a predicted model, not a curated record